AUGUUUCGUUCCUGCUUCCUACGAUGCUUAAAGGACUCCCAUGAUCCUAUAAAAUUAUUACAUGAUGUAGAAAUUACUAUAGGUCGAAGUAAGGUCACUAGAAUCACCGACCAGGCUUGUUCAAGAGCACAAUUGUCCCUCAAAGCUGACUGUGAAAACUGUAUAGUUCACGUCAAACAGCUGGGAGUCAAUGCAUCAGGCCUUGAUGGGUGUGCUUUAGCAAAAGAAGUGGCAUAUAAAGUAGAACAUGGUUCCCGCCUAGAAAUCCUUUUGAAUAAUUAUAUAUACAUUAUUGAAUUUGACCCACCUCCUGAGCUAGAUGAUAACAAACGAUAUAGUUCUAAAAGAAAGUUAGAAUCAAAUGAAGAACCACCUCCAAAAAAAAAAAGCAUUAAAAUGAUUUCAAAGGAAGUUGGUAAUAUUUUAAAAGCUGCAAUCGAUGAUGUAUGGGAGGAAAUUGACAAAGGUGAACUUUAUGUGUUUACUUCCAAAGGAGUAAAAUCUAGUUCUAAGGUAGCAGGUUUUGAUAUGGAUGGCACACUGAUAACAACAAAGUCUGGUAGAGUUUUUCCUGUUGACAUUAAUGACUGGAAAAUUGCAUUUCCAACUGUGGAAAAAAAGUUAAAAGAAUUAUUAGAAAGUGGAUACAAACUGGUGAUACUUAGUAAUCAAGCUCCAAUAGGUAAUGGGCGAGUUAAAAUAGACGAUUUUAAACUAAAAGUUGAGGCAAUUGUAAAGAAAUUGGAUGUACCUAUACAAGUUUACCUAGCAACAUGUAAGGGAUUUUAUAGAAAACCACUAACUGGCAUGUGGAAAGUUUUGACUGAGCAGAAAAAUGAUGGUAUAAGAAAUAUAGACAAGGCUGAGAGUUUCUAUUGCGGUGAUGCUGCAGGAAGGCCUGCUAAGUGGGCACCAGGCAAAAAGAAAGAUCAUUCAAUGGUUGAUAAGAUGUUGGCAGAAAAUCUUGGCCUUCAAUUUUACACUCCAGAACAAUUUUUUUUGGGACACUCAAUUGCUAAUGUACCAAUUGCUAAACCAGAAUUUAACCCUAAAGAAUUGAGUUCUGGUGAUUUUAAUCAUAAUUUGAUUAGUACAGCGAAAGAGGUUCUUGUGUUGGUUGGUUACCCGGGCAGUGGUAAAUCAUUUUUAGCUAAACAAAUUGAACAAAAAUCUCAAUAUGCAUAUUGUACUGUAUGCAGGGAUACCCUUGGCUCUUGGCAGAAUUGUGCAUCGGAUGCAAAAAAGUUUUUGCAGCAAGGUAAAAGUGUUAUAGUAGAUAGCACUAAUCCAGAUAGAGAAUCUCGGGCGCGUUGGGUAUCUCUUGCUAAACAAAUGGAUGUGGAAUGUCGUUGCAUAGUAAUGACGGCAAGCAUGGCUCACGCAAAACAUAACAAUAAAUUCAGGGAAUUAGUGAAAACAAAUCAUUUGACUGUUACUGACGUUGUAUACCAUACUUACAAAAACAAAUUCACAGAACCAUCCACCAACGAAGGCUUUAAAGAAGUUAUCAAGGCCCAUUUUAACCCUUGUUUUGAAGAUGAGGAAACUGAAAAAUUGUAUAAAAUGCAUUUGUUAGAAAAAUAA
Messenger RNA from Arctia plantaginis, 1584 nucleotides. Lineage: Eukaryota; Metazoa; Arthropoda; Insecta; Lepidoptera; Erebidae. The record is from the annotation of a GenBank genome assembly.